This is a messenger RNA of Amblyraja radiata (thorny skate), 2111 nucleotides long. RefSeq names its product platelet-derived growth factor receptor-like (gene pdgfrl). NCBI's taxonomy places the organism in Eukaryota, Metazoa, Chordata, Chondrichthyes, Rajiformes, Rajidae. The transcript has 6 exons. Bases 208 to 1341 code for a protein of 377 amino acids. The record is from RefSeq and is a predicted model, not a curated record.
UUCAAAAGAGGAAAUACUUAACCCAAUCUGGAAAAAACAUUUUAUUUCUGGUUCCUUUGAAAAUUCCAGACAACUUCUUCCAGACUGUGGGUUUUUUUUAACAGCAGCUUGCCAACCUCUUGCAAUAACAUUAGCAGUCUCAGAAAAAAACCUUUCAAAGAAAAUCAAUUGCUGAAAGACCCUAACGCUGCUUAGAAAAGUUGCAAAAUGAAGUUUUAUGCCGUUUUGUUGUUUGCCUUUUUCACCGUGUUACUUUUACAAAUGGGCGAUUGCCAAAAGAAGGAGAAAAGGACCCCACAACAAAUCAAGAAAAAUAAACAGAAUAAAAUUAGAGUAGUAAAUAGAAAUAAUGCAGCAAGGGGUCGAAAGCUGAAAAAGAAGAGAAUGUUUCUUGACAGGGACCUGAAGCCCACCUUCAUAAUGACACAAGUUUUGGAUAAGGGCCGAUUCCAGAAACCAAAAGAGACAUUGAAUCUAACCGUGGGGCAGUCUAUUGAACUGCGCUGUAAAGGGGAUAACAUUGGCUGGGCUUAUCCAUCCUACCAAAACAUCUCUAGGUUAAGUAUAAUACAGCACCAAAAGUACAGUCAGUUAAGACUUGGCAACGCAAGGACCACGGACACUGGGGAGUACAGCUGCUGGGGAAGACUCUGUGAUGGGCUGGAGUGCAGCAAAGAUGACCUGAAAAUGGGCAAAACAUACAUCUUCUUCACAGAUCCAGCUGAACUAUUUGUGCCAUCUAUCAAUUAUUUUGAUAUAAUCUACCUUCGAUCUGAUCAACCUGCAAUAAUCCCUUGUCGAGUUAGCACACCUUUGGCUCAUGUUACACUGCAUCGAGAAUUCCCUCCUCAAGAAAUUCCUGCCAAUGGAUCGCUCAUUAGCUAUGAUGCAAAGAAAGGAUUUAUUAUUCACCGGCCCAAUCUCGAACAGAAGGGAGUCCUACACUGUGUGGCAAACCUGAAAGGAACUCUGCAGACCUCAAGCAAUUACCUGCUCCUUUAUGCUGAAGCUUUCCGUGGCCCUCCAUCUGCAACUAUAGAGGCUUCAUCAAACACAGUGAGUGGUGGGGAACAUGUCAAUGUGACCUGCACUGCUCUGGGAAACCCAGACCUACUUGUGGACUUCACUUGGAAAUAUCCAGGGCAGCAGGAUGAAAGGCCAGUGAUCAUCACGAACAGCUGGAGGUUAAUAGAUCAACAAAAUGGACACACUAUCAGAUUAUCAAAGAGUAUGCUAUAUAUUGAUGACAUUGAAAUAAUUGAUGUAGGUGAUUAUAUCUGCACCGCUCAGAAUGUGAUGGGUGACACAACAGUGGCCACGGCAGUGUUUUUUCCUUGGUAACAUUUUCUUCGUUGGAAGAUUCAAUCCAACUCCAGCUGGACUGUGUGUGAAGAAGGGCUGCGUGCCAGGCUGUGCUGGAUCCUAUUUCUAAAGUAAAUUCUUGCGCCAAAUAUUAGUUUCUCCUCUCACUGCUGUAUCAUGAUAUAUUGCAGAGACAGGAUUCCAGUUUGUAAAAGAUGAUCACAUUUAGCAUCAGUUAUUUGCAACAUGAGCUUUCAUACAAACUCCUUCACCUCUAAACAAGUACUUUAGGACCACAGAUGUCUUAAGCACAGGAAUUCACAGGAGGGACCUUUAAUAACAUAAAAGAACAAGGUAGAUUUCAAAAAACAGCACAAAGUGCUGGAGUAACUCAGCGGCUCAGGCAGCAUCCCUGGAGAAUAUGGGUAGGUGACGUUUUGGGUUGGCAUCCUUCUUCAGUCUAAAGCAGGGCGUCUCCAAACUAUGGCCCGCGAGCCACAUCCGGCCAGCCACGAGAAUUUAUCCGGCCCGCAGCAAGCUCUUAACACAUUCCCUGCGGCAGGCUAUUUAGCGGGUUCUGUGGUAGCGGGGGAACUUACACGUCAGUUUGCCGUAGGCUAUCAAGUUGUGGGUUUGUGUGCAGCUGCUGACAGGUUACCGUCGAUGGCCUCGGGGAGACAGUGAAGAUCGGCGACAACGGUGGCCCCAGUGAGUGUGUGUGUGUGUGUGUGUGUGUGUGUGUGUGUGUGUGUGUGUGUGUGUGUGUGUGUGUGUGUGUGUGUGUGUGUGUGUGUGUGUGUGUGAGUGUG